UCUUUGAUGCCUGUCUGUUUGUGAAAUAACCAUCUCCUUCGUCUACACAACAAAACCCUAACUUUUGGGCAUUAGACAAACCCCACAACUUUCAUAAUUCACGUCAUAUUCCUGGGCAUAACAUUCCCCGGUAUUACAUUCCUGCCACUAGAUUUGCGCUAUUUCUUCGAAUUCCUCCGGUAACCCUAACCCCAGAAAUAGAAAUGGAGAAAUCUAGUCGAAAAUCGAGGGAGGAGAGAGAAAUCACCGACCACAAGCACCAACAUCGCCACCACAGAUCCUCCAAGGACCACCGCCAUCGCCACCGCAACGAUGCCACCGAAGAAGACGUCGACGAAGAGCACCGCCGCCGAUCGAGGAGAGAGAAAUCGCUCGACGAGGAGGAACAGCAACAUGAUUCGAGAAGAGAGAGAGAAAAGAAGAGGAAAGAUAGGGAGGUGAGUCAGGAAAGAUUCGAUGAUAAGAGGAUUAAGGUAUCAGAUGUCAGGAAGGAACGACAACGCCGUUUCGAUGACGACAACGAUAACAAUAACGAUAACGAUGGAGGAAUUGAUAAGGUGGAUAGGAGAGAGAAGAGGAGUGAUGGUAAAAAUGAUAAUAGUAAUGGGAGUAGGAAGAGGGAGAGGAGGAGAUUUGAUGAUGGAGAUAUUAAGAAAGAUGAUGUUGCUGAGGUUGCUGAGGUUGCUGCUACUUACAAGAGUGGUUCCUUUCACAAUGAUGGUGCUGUGGAAUCCCUCAAUGUGUCAUCAAGAUUUGCAUCUGAAAUUAACCCUGCGAAUAACCAUACUUCUACCAAGGUAUCUUCAAUUUCUACCACCAAUGAAAAUAAGGGAGUUAAUAUUACCGGAUCUCAUGAGGUUACUGGCAAAUCUAGUACAGAUGGGACACCUUCAACUGCUGCCAAGAGUGGAAAUAUAUCCCUUGAUGCUUUAGCAAAAGCUAAAAAAGCUUUGCAGAUGCAGAAGGAACUUGCGGAAAAGCUGAAGAAGAUUCCGUUGUUAAACAGAGGUACUAGCUCAAGCAAUGCUGUCAGCACACAAGUGGGUUCAAAAGAAGAAAUUAGAGCCUCCAGUGCUACUGGGGUUCCACCAACAUCAUCAACAGCCGCCGGCUUGGCUGCUGCUGGAAUGAUGGCAGCUCCCUCUACCUUUCCUGCAGCAGCUUCUGCUAAGCAGGUUGGCAUGAUAGACCCUGCUAAAUUUGAAGCUGUGAAGCGUGCACAGGAACUUGCUGCCAAGAUGGGUUUCCGCCAGGAUACAGAAUUUGCUCCUUUGAUAAAUUGUUUUCCUGGGCAGUCGCCACCUGAUGAGGCAGUGCUUCAAAAGCCUGCAAAGGCUCCCGUUCUUCGCUUGGAUGCUCUCGGUAGGGAAAUUGAUGAGCAUGGAAAUGUUGUCAAUAUAUCUAAACCCAGCAAUUUAAGUACUCUUAAGGUGAAUAUUAACAAGCAGAAAAAAGAUGCAUUUCUGAUUCACAAGCCAGAAUUGGAAGUUGAUCCGGAAACGAAUCCUCAUUAUGAUCCAAGGAUGGGCAUUGACAAAAGCAAGCUUCUUAGGCCCAAGAGAAUGACCUUCCAGUUUGUGGAAGAAGGCAAAUGGUCAAAAGAUGCAGAAAUUAUCAAACUGAAGAGUCAAUUUGGAGAAGCCCAAGCCAAGGAGCUGAAGGCUAAGCAGGCACAGUUGGCUAAGGCAAAGGCAGAGCCGAAUAUUAAUCCAAAUCUGAUUGAGGUGUCAGAAAGAGUUAUCACAAAAGAGAAGCCAAAGGAGUCAAUUCCAGAAGUUGAAUGGUGGGAUGUGCCUCUUUUGCGUUCUGGUGAUUAUGUUGAUAUUGCUAAUGGUGGUAUUAUUGACGAAGAUAAAGUGAAGAUGGAGAAGAUCACAAUCUAUGUUGAGCAUCCUGAACCCAUUGAGCCUCCUGCAGAGCCUGCCCCACCACAACCUCAGCCCCUGAAGCUUACAAAGAAGGAACAGAAGAAACUACGCACACAACGUCGCUUGGCUAAGGAGAAGGAAAGGCAAGAGAUGAUUAGGCAAGGGUUACUUGAGCCCCCAAAACCUAAAGUAAAAAUGAGUAACCUCAUGAAAGUAUUGGGCUCUGAGGCAACCCAGGACCCAACAAAAAUGGAGAUGGAAAUCCGAGCUGCAGCUGCGGAGCGUGAGCAGGCUCAUGUGGAUAGGAACAUUGCUCGCAAACUCACACCUGCUGAGAGACGUGAAAAGAAAGAGAGGAAGCUAUUUGAAGAUUCGAAUACCUUAGAGACUAUUGUAUCGGUUUACAAGAUCAAUGAUCUUUCACAUCCACAAAAUCGGUUUAAAGUUGACAUCAAUGCGCAGGAGAACCGUUUAACUGGUUGUGCUGUCAUUUCUGAGGGUUUUAGUGUUGUGGUUGUUGAAGGUGGGAGCAAAUCCAUCAAGAGGUAUGGGAAACUGAUGCUCCGGCGGAUAAAUUGGGCUGCCAAGCUGGAAACAGAGGAUGAAGAGGAAGAUGAAGAUGAGGAAAAUCCAGCAAAUCAAUGUCUUUUGGUGUGGCAAGGAAGAGCAGCGAAACCAAGUUUUGACAGGUUCUCCAUCAAAGAUUGCAGAACUGAGGCUGCUGCCCGCAAAGUUUUCUUUGAUGCUGGUGUUGGUCACUACUGGGAGUUGGCUGCAAACUUUGUGGAUGACCAGUUUUGAAAAGCCUGGAUAUGUGGUUUUUGUACUGGAGAGUGGUAAGUCAAUAUAGCCCUGUUUGCACCCACUAGUCAAUUACAGAACCAUGCUUUCUGCUGGUGAUAAACAUUCUGAUCAUUUUCUGUUUUUAUGUAAUUAAUAUUGUGGAUUUUCCAGAGCAUACUCUGGAAUGACUGGAGAUAUUAGAUGCAUAAAAUUGCACAUUUUCGGUGAUGACCUGAUUUUCAUUGCUUUCCAUACAUUCGCUCUCGUUGGCUGGUCUUUAUGAAAUAAAGACGGCUGAUUUCGAGUAGAAGUGUAGAACAAUGUAAAUCAAUUGAAGCCUCUAGCGUGAAUGUCCAUCGGAUUAUGGUUGCUCCGACCUACUACUGGUGAACACAUCUGAAGUUUUUUUGUCAACUAAUCUAAUGCCCAGAUUCUGAGCAGUAGCUUUCUGUUCCAUGUUGUGUGUUCUAUUUCUGAAUGAUUAUAACUCCGAGGUUUUUGAUGUGCCUAUGAUCGGAAGUUUUUUCAUCCUUUACCA
This is a messenger RNA of Beta vulgaris subsp. vulgaris (sugar beet), 3189 nucleotides long. Its product is annotated as protein RDM16. Gene Ontology annotation, cellular component: U4/U6 x U5 tri-snRNP complex. Lineage: Eukaryota; Viridiplantae; Streptophyta; Magnoliopsida; Caryophyllales; Amaranthaceae. The record is from RefSeq and is a predicted model, not a curated record. Bases 204 to 2669 code for a protein of 821 amino acids. The transcript is spliced from 6 exons. Gene Ontology annotation, biological process: mRNA splicing, via spliceosome.